Messenger RNA from Penicillium expansum, 1008 nucleotides. Its product is annotated as type 1 glutamine amidotransferase. The transcript has a single exon. Bases 1 to 1008 code for a protein of 335 amino acids. NCBI's taxonomy places the organism in Eukaryota, Fungi, Ascomycota, Eurotiomycetes, Eurotiales, Aspergillaceae. Gene Ontology annotation, cellular component: cytosol; nucleus. The record is from RefSeq and is a predicted model, not a curated record.
AUGGCCCAACACAAGAUCCACGUGGCCGUGUUAGACGCCGACAUUCCCUGCCUCUCAGUAUACAAAGCACGAGGUCUAUACAGCUCGCAGUUCCGCGUCCUCCUGCAAGCAGCUGCUCAGCGGCUGAAUAAAACCCCAGAAACACUCCAGAAAGGACCUCUUGCCGUUCAUGUAACGGCCUUCGAUGCUGUAGGCGGGUCCCUACCUCCUCUGGAAACUCUACGAACCAACCCACAGUCCCCAGCCGAGCCUCACGCCGGCGAGCCAUUGAGCCCAAUAGAUGCAAUCCUAAUCACGGGCUCAGCGUCCUCAGCCUACGAAGAUCAACCGUGGAUCCACGCAAUGCAAUCUUUCAUCCAAACAGUGCACACCCAUUACCCAAACAUAAAGCUCUUUGGCUCCUGUUUCGGGCACCAGAUAAUCGCCCAAUCCCUCCUCAGCACCAAAGCAAAUCCCAACAACCCACCGAAAUCAACAUUCCAUGUUGCACCCUCGCCCGCUGGCUUCGAAAUGGGCAUCCAACCUAUCACCCUCCAGCCCUCCUUCACCGCGCACUUCCCACCUCUCGCGCGUGCCACGGCUCAGAACCCAUUCCGCAUCCAGCUCGUUCACGGUGACGCAGUUGUGCCGACGCCCGAGGCUGAAGCUGCCGCGGACCAGACGGGAGUCUCGCUGCCAGCGCCGUGGUCUAGUAUCGGGAGUAGUGCGCAGUGCGCUAUCCAGGGUCUUUAUAACCCCGGCCGGGUCUUGACGUAUCAGGGUCACUUUGAGUUUGACACUUUUGUCAAUGGGGAGCUUGUGCAGGAGUUUGGGCGUCGCGCUGGUUGGUCGGCGACUUUUGUGGCAGAGUAUUUAGAGCACAUUUAUCGCUCACGCGUUCCUGGUUUGGAGGAUGAUGAUGAUGCUAAGGCUGCUGCUGAGGCGGUUUUAUUGUUCUUUGCUGGGGAGGAUGGGGAUUUGAUGGGUGAUGGUGGUGGUACUGGUAUUAUUACACCUCCGCUGGAUUGA